Messenger RNA from Astyanax mexicanus (Mexican tetra), 4891 nucleotides. RefSeq names its product actinin, alpha 4 (gene actn4). Gene Ontology annotation, molecular function: actin filament binding; calcium ion binding. Lineage: Eukaryota; Metazoa; Chordata; Actinopteri; Characiformes; Acestrorhamphidae. Gene Ontology annotation, biological process: muscle cell development; actin cytoskeleton organization. The transcript has 22 exons. The record is from RefSeq and is a predicted model, not a curated record. Bases 177 to 2939 code for a protein of 920 amino acids. Gene Ontology annotation, cellular component: Z disc; plasma membrane; cortical actin cytoskeleton.
UGUGCCCCUCCCCCACCUCCCCGGGUGGCGUAUCAGUGCUCCGCUGGCUCCCCGAAGCUCCGACUGUCUCCGCCGCCGCCGACCGACCGAACCGCCGCCGCCGCACCGCGCUAGCGUUCAUCUGUUCCCCGGCUGAGAGACUCGAGGCGCCCCGGUUCGCUCCAGUUUGCCCUGCUAUGGUUGAUUACCACGCCGCCAACAGCGCCUCAUCCUCCGGCCAGACCAGCUACAUGGAGCCGGAGAGCGACUGGGACCGAGACCUGCUGCUGGACCCGGCCUGGGAGAAGCAGCAGAGGAAGACGUUCACGGCCUGGUGUAACUCACACCUCCGUAAGGCGGGAACACAAAUCGAGAACAUCGAGGAGGAUUUCAGAGACGGCCUGAAGCUCAUGCUGCUGCUGGAGGUCAUCUCAGGUGAGAGGUUACCCAAGCCUGAGAGAGGGAAGAUGAGAGUGCACAAAAUCAACAACGUCAACAAAGCACUGGACUUCAUCGCCAGCAAAGGAGUCAAACUGGUGUCCAUUGGAGCUGAGGAAAUUGUGGAUGGAAAUGCUAAGAUGACUUUGGGAAUGAUCUGGACCAUCAUCCUCCGCUUCGCCAUCCAGGACAUCUCAGUAGAGGAAACCUCGGCUAAAGAAGGUCUGCUGCUGUGGUGUCAGAGGAAGACCGCUCCUUACAAAAACGUAAACGUGCAGAACUUCCACAUCAGCUGGAAGGAUGGACUCGCCUUCAACGCUCUGAUCCACAGACACCGACCCGAACUCAUCGACUACGACAAACUGCGAAAGGAUGACCCAGUGACCAAUCUGAACAAUGCAUUUGAAGUGGCUGAGAAAUACCUCGACAUCCCCAAAAUGUUGGACGCAGAAGACAUUGUGAACACAGCUCGUCCGGAUGAGAAGGCUAUAAUGACCUAUGUGUCCAGUUUCUAUCACGCCUUCUCUGGAGCUCAGAAGGCUGAGACGGCGGCCAAUAGGAUCUGCAAGGUUCUGGCCGUCAAUCAGGAGAACGAGCAUCUGAUGGAGGACUACGAGAAGCUGGCCAGCGAUCUGCUAGAGUGGAUCCGCAGGACGAUCCCGUGGUUGGAGAACCGAGCACCGGAGAAGACGAUGGCGGAGAUGCAGCAGAAGCUGGAGGAUUUCCGGGAUUACCGUCGCGUCCACAAACCCCCCAAAGUCCAGGAGAAGUGCCAGCUGGAGAUCAACUUCAACACCCUGCAGACCAAGCUCCGCCUCAGCAACCGCCCCGCCUUCAUGCCCUCGGAGGGACGCAUGGUGUCGGACAUAAAUGGGGCGUGGCAUAAGCUGGAGGGGGCGGAGAAGGGUUAUGAGGAGUGGCUGCUGAACGAGAUCCGCCGUCUGGAGAGACUCGACCACCUUGCCGAGAAGUUCCGCCAAAAAGCCACCAUCCACGAGAGCUGGACUGACGGUAAGGAGGCGAUGCUGACGCAGAAGGACUACGAGACGGCGUCUCUGUCGGAGAUCAAAGCUCUGCUGAAGAAACACGAAGCGUUCGAGAGCGACCUCGCCGCCCACCAGGACCGCGUGGAGCAGAUCGCCGCAAUCGCACAGGAGCUGAAUGAACUGGACUACUAUGACUCCCCGAGUGUAAACGCCCGCUGUCAGAAGAUCUGUGAGCAGUGGGACGUCCUGGGAUCUCUCACACAGAGCCGCAGGGAGUCCCUGGAGAGGACGGAGAAACAGCUGGAGUCGAUUGAUGAGUUGUACCUCGAGUACGCCAAGAGGGCGGCGCCUUUCAACAACUGGAUGGAAGGAGCGAUGGAGGACCUGCAGGACAUGUUCAUCGUCCACAACAUCGAGGAGAUCCAGGGUUUGAUCACAGCUCAUGAACAGUUUAAAGCUACUCUUCCCGAGGCCAAUAAGGAGCGCGAGGCCAUUCAGGCCAUCCAGGCCGAGGUCCAGAAGAUUGCCCAGUACAACGGCAUCAAACUGGCAGGAACCAACCCCUACACCACCAUCACCCCCAGCAGCAUCGACAGCAAAUGGGACAAGGUGCAGAAGCUGGUUCCUCAGCGAGACCAGGCGCUGCAGGAGGAGCUCGCCCGCCAGCAGUCCAACGACCACCUCCGGCGCCAAUUCGCCAACCAGGCCAACAUUGUCGGACCCUGGAUCCAGAACAAGAUGGAGGAGAUCGGCAGGAUAUCUAUAGAGAUGAAUGGAACUCUGGAGGAUCAGCUGACCCACCUGCGGCAGUACGAGCAGAGCAUCAUCGACUACAAACCCAACAUCGACCAGCUGGAGGGAAAUCACCAGCUCAUCCAGGAGGCUCUCAUAUUCGACAACAAGUACACCGCCUACACCAUGGAGCACCUGCGCGUGGGCUGGGAGCAGCUCCUCACCACCAUCGCUCGAACCAUCAACGAGAUUGAGAACCAGAUCCUCACCCGCGACGCCAAGGGCAUCAGCCAGGAACAGCUCCACGAGUACCGAACGUCCUUCAACCACUUCGACAAGGAUCACGGCGGCGCGCUGCAGGCCGAGGAGUUUAAGGCGUGUUUGAUCAGCUUGGGGUACGACGUGGAGAACAACAAACAGAAGCGAACGGGCGUCAUGGACUCGGACGAUUUCCGCGCACUGCUCAUUUCCACUGGGACCAACCUGGGCGACGCUGAGUUUGCUCGUAUCAUGGGCAUCGUGGACCCGAACAACAGCGGCGCCGUGACGUUCCAGGCCUUCAUCGACUUCAUGUCCCGCGAAACCACGGAUACCGACACCGCCGACCAGGUCAUCGCCUCCUUCAAGAUCCUGGCUGGAGACAAGAACUACAUCACGGCGGAGGAGUUGCGGCGGGAGCUGCCGCCGGAUCAGGCGGAGUACUGUAUUGGCCGCAUGGCUCCGUACGCCGGUCCGGACGCGGUACCGGGAGCUCUGGACUACAUGUCCUUCUCCACCGCUCUCUACGGAGAGAGCGACCUCUAAGCCCCUCGUCUCUCUCUCUUUCUCUCUCACUCUCUCUCGACCGCACUCUCGCGCUACUCGCCGGCCCCUCCUCCGAUUCGCUGUGCAGGUGGGCGUGGCCAGCUGACCUGAGGGGGGCGCUGUUCGGAGAGGAGGAGGGGAGGAGCCGGAAACGGGACUUUAAAGCACACCUGAAGGGGCGGGGCCAAGAUACGUCUGUGGGUUGGGUGGGAGGGGUAUAAAGUGGGGGCGGGGCUUGUUGGAUUUUUGCAGGUGCAGAAGGUCGUGGGGUCGGCGCAGGAGGAGACGGAGAUACGAGCUCACGCUUCUCUGAGUUUAUUAAUGUUUUUUUUUUUUUUGUUUGUUUUUCUCUUUAAUAGUCCUCAAUGAAAAACUAAUGACGAGUUUAUUCAGUUUCGUUUAGUCUUUGAUUAGUUUGAGAUUUGUCACCAGCAGAAGAAUAAAUAAAAGAAUAUGUUCAAAUUCGAGUCGAUCGAUCUGCUGACGAUCGGAAGAAUCGGAUCAACGGUUCUUAAACGAAUAAAUAAAGAAUGAAAUAAACUCGAGUUAAAUAAAUGAAUAAAUAAAUAAAAGCUGAAAUAGUUUAAAUUAGUGUGGAAGAAGAAGUUGGUGCUUAUAGAAUCUGGGUUUUUCUGUUUGCCUUCUGUUCUGUUUCCUGAAGUUUUCGAAACGACAAAAAACGCGUUAUUGACGUAAUUCACCCUCUGAUCCAGCAGGGGGCGCAGGCUAAUAUAGCAUUCCCGCUAAUCACGCUAGCUCAUUUCGUUCGCCGUUGCCUGGUUGGGAAUGGGGUGGGGGUGGGGGGGGGUUUAAGUGGGUGGGGUUUUUUUUGUUGUUUUUUUUGGGGUGAGUUGUGAUAUUGAUGAUGAUGAUUGAUGAUUAUUGAUGAUUGAUCAGCCGGUAGGUGGACAGGUUUAGUGUCAGUAGAAGGAAAUAAAUAAAUAAGCGUAAAAUAAAGACGUUUAACAGAAGAUUCCCGUUUAGCCAGAGAGCUGGACCUCUGAUCUCCAACCUCAGCUUUUCCCCAUUUUUAUGAUGAUUAUUAUUAUUAUUAUUAUUAUUUCAGCAGUUUCUGAGUGGGUGGGUUUCCGUGCUGUACAUACUCAUUAUUAUUCAGUACGAUUAAAGAAAUUAAAGCGGUUUAAUUGCGAGUCCGCAGGGUUCAGUGUUACGGCUCUCAGAUCAGACUAGCGCUUUAAUCCUGCAGAUUAAUGAAGAUCGAUCGUGUGGAUCAAACGCUCGAACGGUUUGGUUGGAUUUUAGUCUCCUUUUUUUGGGCUCGAUAGGUGGCGCUAUAUUUCUCUAUCUCUCUCUCCAUUUAUAUAUCUAUCUAUCUAUAAGCACAAAACCCGUUUACAGCUUUUAGCUUCAGUUUAAACCUCCCUUUAUUAACCAAUCACGUCCGCUUCACCCGGUAUGAAUUCUCCCGAAUUACAGAUCAAAUUAACAUUAAAAAGAAUAAACAAAAGAAAAAUAAGAAAAGAAAAGAAAGAAGAGCAGAUCUGAGAGCCGAGCGGCUCUUAACCAACAUUCCACUCUGUCUUAAUUAAUUAAUCACUGAGAGAAUUAUCGUUUAUUAAUCUAUGCAAUCAUUUAUAUUCCAACAUCGACCAACAUCGCUUAUAAUCCGCAGAGGAGGAGUCCGACUGAAGCGACGGUGAAGACGGGGUGUGUGUGUGUUAGAGAGUGUGUGUUAGUGUGUGUGUGAGUGUGCGCGAGUGUGUGCGUGCGUGUGUGUGAGUGUGAGAGAUCAGACGCUCGGAGGGGGAGGGGUUAAACACACUCGGACCAAUGGCCUGCUGUUUCCUGUGGCGGGUGGAGAUUUGGAGUGGUGAUGAUUUGUUUUGUACUCUUUAAUAUCAGACCUUAUCUGCUGUACUGAAACUGCUUUCUGUCUCAACAAUGAAAAGUGAGUUUCACAUGCACACAUAAAGUUUCCUUAUAAAACAUCA